Dentiscutata erythropus is the source of this 471-nucleotide messenger RNA. NCBI's taxonomy places the organism in Eukaryota, Fungi, Glomeromycota, Glomeromycetes, Diversisporales, Gigasporaceae. The record is from the annotation of a GenBank genome assembly.
AUGGCCGGUUUUUUUUGGAAAGUAUUUUUUGGAAAGUAUUUUUCAGAGCAGGUCUUGCUGGCUAUAAAUGAUAAGGAUUUAUCAAAAAUCGAAGUUAGAGAAAUUGAUAAGAGUCAAGAACAAAAGAAAUUAGGCGAAAAGCAGGGAAGUAAUCCAACAAUUACUGAAAGUGCAAAAGAGGCACUUAUUCCUACAGUUCAUGCUUCGGAUGAUGAAAAAGAAGCAUGCACAGCUUUGAAAAUAGGUGCCGGUGGCGCUUUAGCAGCUGCUUCUCUUUAUCCACCCACAGCUCCGGUUGCUCAAGCUUUGUCAGCGAGUGAAUUUGUUGUAGGUGCAGCAGUGGAGAAAAUUGGUGAAGCAAAUGAUAAUAAAGAAUUGGAAGAAGGAGGAAAAAUUGCCAAGGAAGUUGGCGAAAUCGGAAGCUUGCCAUCAAUAGCACAGGGAGGCGUAGAAAAAUUAAUAGGAACAUAA